This is a messenger RNA of Micropterus dolomieu (smallmouth bass), 1004 nucleotides long. It is a transcript of the gene mrpl54, whose product is annotated as mitochondrial ribosomal protein L54. Bases 35 to 451 code for a protein of 138 amino acids. Gene Ontology annotation, cellular component: mitochondrial large ribosomal subunit. The record is from RefSeq and is a predicted model, not a curated record. The transcript has 3 exons. Lineage: Eukaryota; Metazoa; Chordata; Actinopteri; Centrarchiformes; Centrarchidae. Gene Ontology annotation, molecular function: structural constituent of ribosome.
UGCAUUUUUAAAGUAACCUACAAGUAAAACAAAAAUGUCGGGCUACAGUUUAUUUAGGGUAGUCACGUUAACGAAAAACAUCACAUCCAGCGCUGCAACGUUGCUGUGCAGGACGAACAUAUUAAACAGAACCCAGACAUGCGGUUAUGCUAAGAAAGUUGCGGCCAAAGGGAAAGGCAAAGGCAUGGCGAAAGAAGAGCUGAAAGGUCCGGAGGUGUGUAAAGACCCUGUCAGACUGACUUCAUAUGCAGUAGGGGCCAACAUCCUCAAGCAAGGGGAAGACCCCCAGCUGAAGCCUACUGAUCAAUAUCCAGAGUGGUUGUUCCAAUUGAACCUAGGACCGCCCCAAAAGUUGCACGAGCUGGAGUCCGACACCAGGGAAUACUGGAAGCGUCUGAGGAAGGAAAACAUUUGGCGUUUCAACAGACUGCAUAAAGGGAAGAAGUUUUAGGCCUUCACUGAACUGACAGAGAGCUUCUCCCUGUACAUCGGAUUGCUUCAGACUCCGUGUGGACUGAACCACGUGUCAUUGUGUACUGUAUGUUCAGACCAACUCUUCCACCGUGUUAAUUGAAACCAUGCAGCAUAUUCAGUGGUCCUCCGGUGACUGAGCUGGUUAUGUUAAAAACUUGGGGGGGGGCCCAACAUUCACAAUGAAAUAAAACAUUUUUUUUAAAGUAGUUGGUUAGACAACUCCAACCCGAGGACCAUUUAGUAAUUGUUCUGGAGCUUUCAAUUGUAUCCCACAAUCUUCUUGGGCAGAUGGUUUUUGCCUAGUUGUCAUGGAAUUGUAUGCUUUCAAAAUUCAACGAUUGCGUGAUAUGAUCGAAAACUAAUAAGCAGGCCUUGAAGUGAUUUUUCUAUGCAUUUAAUUAAUUUGUACAUGUCUUCAUGUUCUGUUUUGUCCAUAUCAGAAGGACAAUGGCCUGCUGAUAUUUCCACCAAUCACCUUUUCACUAUUUGUUGUUUUUGCAGACUCAUUAUGAAUAAAUAUGACUACAGAA